This is a messenger RNA of Drosophila subobscura, 4217 nucleotides long. RefSeq names its product mucin-5AC. Bases 129 to 2789 code for a protein of 886 amino acids. The transcript has 7 exons. NCBI's taxonomy places the organism in Eukaryota, Metazoa, Arthropoda, Insecta, Diptera, Drosophilidae. The record is from RefSeq and is a predicted model, not a curated record.
AACAAUUCGUGCCGCGUGCGCGUUCGUGACAAAUUAAAGAGCACUCGGUAAGAGUUGGGAAACAUUCGAGGAGCAAUCCACAAGUAAACACUCGACAGAGCGAAGAGGUCCUCCAAGCGCCGACUAGAAUGUCGAGACGGCCGCAACAGUUUGGCCCCCGCUGCUGGGUGAUGCCGCUCCUGGGAUUAUACCUACUCAGCCACGGCCUCCGUUGCGAUGCUCGGGCGGUGAACGUGAGCAACACUUGGACCAUGCCGCAGGAGGGCCUGAACGUCUUCUAUCGCUUCUUCCGCGAUCGCAUCUCCUGGUUCGAGGCGGAUGCCGUCUGCCAGUUCCAUCACGCCAAUCUGGUGACAGUCGACAACAGUUUUCAAUUCGAUGCAACGCGCGACCUGCUCAGGGAAUUGGACGUGAACGACAUCGUUUGGAUUGGUCUCAUGCGACCGCAGAACUCGGAUCGUUUUAUGUGGUCAAAUUCGCGUCCCCUCGUGGCCGACACGGGCUACUGGGCGGAGUCGCUGCCACUGAUGGAUGCCCCGCUCUGCGCCGUGAUUGAUCCCAUACGCGACUACCGCUGGCAUGCGCUGCGCUGCGGUGGACCCGAGACGGCCUCCUUUCUGUGCGAGAUGCCAGUUCCCAGCUGGGCGGAUGCCUGCAUACUGAAGGACAUGCCCAACCUGACCAUGCAGUACAUGGCGGACACGGCCAGCAUCGAGCUCAUCCGCAACUGCCAGGAGGAGGGCCUCCUGCGGCACACCUGCAAGGGCAAGGAGGAUCGGGAUCGGGCGGUGCGCAAGUUGAUCUGUCCCAAGGAGCGGCUGGAGGCGCAGCGGAUCAACGACAUCACCAACUCGCACUUCAAGUCGCUGCAGAUCAUCAACAACAUUCCCACGGACAACAACGAGGACAACGACAUCGAUCUGCUGCCCAACUACAACGGGAGGCGGGGCAUGGCCAUCAACAUUGAGGUGGCGCCCCCGCUGGUGCCCCUCGUGCCCCUGGUGCCCACUCUGGCCCCGUUCCCGCUGAACGAGCGCUUCGGCCUGGCCGAGUUCAUGCAGGCCGAUGCCCCGGGCUCGGUGUCGCUCUCCGGGCUCUAUCGCAUUCCAGACGAGAUACCCAAGCCGGUGAAGAAAUCCGCCAAGAAGGCCAACACCCCGGACUUUGUUGUGAAGGUAAAUCAGCAGCAGGAGCAGCAGCAGGAGCAGGAGCGGCAGCAGCCAGCGAAGCCAACGACCAGCAAGCGGCUGAUGGAGGAGAUGAUGAUGGGGGACCAGCCGGCGCUGAGUGAUGAGCAGCUGCCACCGAGCCUGGCCGAGGCGAAGGAUGACAGCCACAGCGAUGCCUCCAAUGAGAUAUUCGAGCCCUUGCCGCACAAGAAGAAGAUCCUGCCACAGGAUCUGCGCACCAUGCCACCCAUUGUUGAAGUGACAGCGGCAAAGACAUCAACAACAACAACAACAACAACCACUGAAAUGCCAACAACAACUACAACAACUACAACCAAAGUGCCAACAAUUUCAACAACAACCGCAGCAGCAGCAACAGCAGCAACGACAAUGGACCACAGCCCGAUGUCACCUGUGCCCCAGAGCAACAACCUGGGCCAUCCCAUGCAUCCUGUGCAGCAGCAACAGCACCAGCAGACACCUCACAGCGCAGACGAUGGCUCCACACUGCAGCAGCAGCAGCAGCAGCAGCAGCAGCAGCAGCAGCAGACGAUGCAGACGAUGCAUGCCACGCAUGUGAAGGAGUCCGCGGACAACUCACACUUCAUACCACCCAUGCUGCUGGUGAAGUCGCAUUAUGUGCCGCCAGCCAGACAUGCCAGCCAGGAGCAUGUCGAUCACGGCGACCAUAAGCUAGCACAUGCCACCAGCACCACAGCAGCAAGAGCAACAGCAACAGCAACAGCAACAGAAACAGGGACAUCCACAACAGCAGAGCCGAGAACAAAGGCCGCCAUAAAGGAGGAGCAGGAGCAAACGUCAACAAUCAUGUCAUUAACGGGUCUGACAGCAGACACAGACACAGGUACAACAGUGGCUUCAACAACAACAACAGCAACAACAACUAAAGUGGCAGCAACAAUGCCAGCAGGUACAACGGAAAGUGUGGAGGUGACGACAGCAGCCAAGCUGGGGGCAGGCGCGAAAGUGGCUAAAGGCAGCGACACCAGCAAACAGGAACAGGCAGCCACAGCGACAGCAACAACAACAACUGCAACUACAACUACAACAACAACUACAACAACAAAAGCCGCGACAACAGCAACUACAACUGGUGCAGCAGAAAUUGGAAACACUUUAAGGGGAACCGCAGCAAAUGCAACAACUGCUGGCACAACAACAACGGGUACACCAACAACCAGCAAGGCGGAAACACCAGUGGAAGUUACACCAACAACAACACCGAAGGAAGUUACACCAACAACAGCAAAGACAACACCAAAAGCCACAGCAGCAACUACAACUGAAGCAGCAACAACUACACCAACAACUACACCGACAACAUCUACAUCUACACCAACAACUACAGCCAGCAGCCAGACAUUAAAGCCAAACGCAGUUGCUGCAAAGGAAGCUACUGAAAUGUCAGCCGGAAAGCAUGCUGAAAAGAAUGUAGAGGACGGGGCAGAGGCUGGUGUGCAGGCAGAGGCGGAGGCAGAGGCAGCCACAACAAGACACAACUUCCUGGAGGAGGAAACCGAGGCGCCAUUCAAGCCCAAUCGACGACGCUCACUGACAAAGCCGGAAACUGUUAGCUAUUUCAAGAAGAUCCUGGGAUAGAGCAGUGACAGCGAGCGAGCGAGUGAGUGAGGGAGGGAGGGAUGGGGAGGGGAGAGGCAAACGGCAGAAGCAACAGCAUCCACACAGCAGCAGCAGCAGCAGCAGCAGCACUCCCCAGUAACCGUAAUCGUAGCCUCAACAGCGACUGUUAACACACAUUUCCGGCACACACAGACAAAUAAAUGAAUCCCCAAGCAGCAUUGAUACCGUUAGCAAAGUUACCCCCCCCUCACCACCGCCUCCCUUUACCCCCAAGAAACCGAAAAACUUUUACACGUAAUUGGUCUUCAAAAUCAUAGAAAGCGAUGAAGCAAAAGAAGCAAGAGGAAAAGCAAAAGCAAGAGGAAAGUGAGUGCGAGAGAGCUAGAGCUUGAGCUCGGUGUGCCAGUAAAUUGAAUCAGUUGUCCCCCUGCCCACCCUCCUUCGAAGCAAUUGCAUUCCAAGCCAUUUGCCCCUGCCCCUGCCCUUGCCCCUGACUCACCGCAUUCACAUCCACAUCCACAUCCACAUCAUCAUCAUCUAUAUCCACAUUCUGGCCAAAAGUUUGUCUGUGGCAAGCCCACGCCAGCAGCAGCGCCAGCAGCCACCCACUUCUGCUCUGUCUUAGCCAGAAAAUGCCGGAAAUCCAAGCUGUUAGUCAACGCCAAGCGGAAACGCAAAGCAGCCAAAAAGAAAACUCAACUUCAGCUUCAGCUCGGUUCGGUUCGGUUCGGUUCGAGUUGGCAGCACAAAAUAUGUCAAUUUUUCACCCGGAAGGAGCACCAUGAGCGGGGAGGGAGUGCAAAGGGUUUGGACAGUGGAUUUAAGCAAAAGAAAUAAAAGCAAGAAAUGGAAGCCACAGGAUAAGGUUGAGGCUGAGGCUGAGGCUGCAGCGGCUGCAAGCGAUGCAACGGGGCCAGCGGGCUGGAAAGAGACGGAGAUAGUGUGUGUGCAUAGCAGAGGCCAAAUCUAGAGUACGAUAAAUACGAAAACAAAAUAUGAAAAGCAAAAGCAGAAGCAUCAAUUUGUGUGUGUUGUUUACCAACAGUGCGACGAGUAUUCAUAUAAGGAUUCUGUUUUUGUGUGGAUUUCGGUGUACUUUGUGCGACGAGCGGGGAGAGGUGCCAGCAGUCAGGGGGGGCAGAGAGACAGAGCAGAGAGGAGCACUCUGAAGCAAUUACUGAGACACAUUUUUUCACAUUUCCCACUGGCUUUCACUCGCUCAUCCACACGCUCUCCACUUCCAGUGCGCUCUUGUGCAAACGAGUCCAAACAUUUUCUAUGAAAUUCCACUUCUCUUUUUGCUUUCCAAUGCCAAAGCAAAGUACACCAGAAUCCCAAAACGGAAGCCAAUAAGCCAAUUACAUAUUUAACUAUAAAUUAUAAAAGAUACGACAUAGAACACAUUUUUUUUGUGCGUGCAAAUAGUCAAAUACAAUUUGAGGACGA